AUGCCUCCUCCAUCCAAAGUCCCACGAACGUCUGCGAAACAUCAUUUGGGCGGUUCUCCCAUCAGCCAUCCUCCAUCAUCCACAUCCGGCUGGGCUGACAUUGAUUCUCCCAGAAUCCGAAAGACCUCAAAGGCGGGAUUUAGGCCUAUUGGGGAGCCCAGUUCGGCAGUGAAAUUAUUUUUCCCACGCGACGAAGAGGACGAUGAAGCUGGUCCCACCCCUCAGCAUAAAUCUCCCGCCUCCCCUAAGGUUCAUUCAGAAGUUCCCGCAAAGCGUACCCGCGAUGAAGGUGCAACCGAUAGAGAUGAAGGCUUGCGUGGAAAUAUCCUCUCGCGGCCCUUGCCGUUCCAACGCGAAUCCGUCACCAAAACAUCUCUGGCUCCCCAGCCUCUGCAGGUCCUGCCUUCAGCUAUCCGCGACUCUCUGAAAGCUUCCCUUGUACCGAAGCCGGCAGGCAGUGGUGAUGUUUCCAUCAGUCCUGCCCAGCAGUCGCAUACACUAGAGCCAGAGGCGGAAGGUACGCCACGACCAUCCUCUCCAUCGGCGACUACUUGCAAGGACCUGUAUGCCAUUGUCGCCCAAGUUGGCGAAGGUACAUUCGGCAAGGUCUACAAGGCUCGCAAUGUUAUUACCAAUGUCCAUGUGGCGCUCAAGCGAAUUCGCAUGGAAGCAGAAAAGGAUGGCUUCCCAGUGACUGCCAUGCGGGAGAUCAAGCUACUGCAGUCCUUGCGACAUCAGAACGUCGUCCGCCUUUACGAGAUGAUGGUAUCAAAUGGAUCUGUGUACAUGGUGUUCGAGUACAUGGACCAUGACCUCACAGGAGUUUUGUCUCAGACACAGUUCUCGUUUUCGGAGGCCAAUCUGAAGUCCUUGUGUAGCCAAAUGCUUGCUGGGCUGGCAUAUCUGCACCGCAAAGGCGUCAUCCACCGCGACAUCAAGGGUUCCAACAUUCUUAUCAAUAACCGAGGGGAGCUGAAACUUGCCGACUUUGGUCUAGCGCGCUUUUAUCAGAAACGCCGGCGAAGUGAUUAUACCAAUCGUGUCAUCACUUUAUGGUAUCGACCGCCAGAGUUGCUGUUCGGUGCUACUGUAUAUGGGCCGGAGGUGGAUAUGUGGAGUGCAGGCUGCAUCAUGCUGGAGCUUUUCACCAAGAAACCAGUGUUCCAGGGCAAUGAUGAAAUCCAUCAAUUGGAUGUGAUCUACCGUAUUCUUGGAACUCCUUCUACUGAGCGAUGGCAAGGGCUCACCGCACUGCCAUGGUAUGAGCUGGUGAAGCCAAAGGAUGUGAUUCAUGGCCAUUUCCGUGAACUAUUCUCUCGAUGGUUGUCACCCGCAGCCCUCGACCUGGCUGAGCGGCUUCUUGCUUACGAUCCGACGCAGAGAGUCACUGCCCUUGAGGCUCUUGAAGCUCCCUACUUCAAGGAAGAGCAACCUCCGCCUGAGUUGCCUGUUGACCUGUCCACUCUAGAAGGUGAAUGGCAUGAACUGGAGACCAAACGGGAGCGAGCCAAGAAGCGUCGUAAACUGGAAAACGGGCUCGUAUAA
Suillus clintonianus is the source of this 1545-nucleotide messenger RNA. RefSeq names its product Pkinase-domain-containing protein. Gene Ontology annotation, molecular function: ATP binding; cyclin-dependent protein serine/threonine kinase activity; RNA polymerase II CTD heptapeptide repeat kinase activity. The transcript is spliced from 5 exons. Bases 1 to 1545 code for a protein of 514 amino acids. Gene Ontology annotation, cellular component: cyclin/CDK positive transcription elongation factor complex; nucleus. NCBI's taxonomy places the organism in Eukaryota, Fungi, Basidiomycota, Agaricomycetes, Boletales, Suillaceae. The record is from RefSeq and is a predicted model, not a curated record. Gene Ontology annotation, biological process: transcription elongation by RNA polymerase II; positive regulation of transcription elongation by RNA polymerase II; protein phosphorylation.